This is a messenger RNA of Micropterus dolomieu (smallmouth bass), 3530 nucleotides long. It is a transcript of the gene aifm5, whose product is annotated as apoptosis inducing factor mitochondria associated 5. The coding region runs from base 300 to 1928 and encodes 542 amino acids. Gene Ontology annotation, molecular function: 2 iron, 2 sulfur cluster binding; oxidoreductase activity, acting on NAD(P)H; flavin adenine dinucleotide binding. Gene Ontology annotation, cellular component: cytoplasm. The record is from RefSeq and is a predicted model, not a curated record. NCBI's taxonomy places the organism in Eukaryota, Metazoa, Chordata, Actinopteri, Centrarchiformes, Centrarchidae. The transcript is spliced from 19 exons.
UUUCUCUGCAACAAUAACGGGGCUGAACAUGACCUGUGACAUCACCCGAACUGUUCACUGUUCACCGGAGACCCAAAAGUAACCUUUUUUCUGGUGGAUUUUGCUUCCUCGUAUUAAACGUCAUCCACUUUUCACAGUCUAGGAUUGAGGGUUGGGGAUGGACCGUUUGCCGAGGGAACGGACUCCUAUCCCGUCAUUGAGCUGAUGAGAAGAAAACAAACUGCAAAGAUAAUCUGAGUAACUUUUAAUGUUUCUGGGGUUGUUUCGUGUAUCUUUGUGGUGUUACAAUUGAAUCAAAGAUGUCUGGGACCAAACCACCCCAUGAUGAGUUUCCAGACUCUGAUCCAGAGGAGCUGACAGAGGUGGUGUGUCUGGAGUCAGACCUGCAGGAUGGACAGAUGAAGGAGGUUGAAGUGGGACACCACAGCCUGCUGUUGACUCACAGCGAGGGCAAAUGGAGUGCCAUUGGUAACCAGUGUACACACUACGGCGCUCCGCUCAGCAAAGGGUUUAUUUCAGGCCACACAGUGCGCUGCCCGUGGCACGGCUCCUGUUUCAACGCCCAUACAGGAGAUCUUGAGGAGUUCCCUGGCAUGGACUGUUUACCCUGCCACAAGGUCAAAAUUCAAGACAGCAAAGUGUAUGUGACUAUCAACAAAAAGACUCUCAGGCAGGAAAAAAGAGUAAAGAGGAUGGGUGCUGCAGUGCCAGAAGUUAAUCACACUGUCCUGCUGCUGGGAGGAGGGGCUGCGUCAUUGAUCUGCGCUGAGACUCUGCGGCAGGAAAACUUCGGUGGCAGAAUUAUCAUGGCCAGCCGAGACGAACUUCUCCCUUAUGACAAAACCCGCCUCAGCAAGGUAAUGAAUGUGGAGAGUGAGAGUAUUCUGCUGAGGAGGAUGGAGUUUUACCAUCAGUACGACAUUGAGGUGUGGCUCAGGAAAGAAGCGCUGUCACUGGACACAGACAAGAAGACCGUCACAUUUGAUGACGGUUCAGUCCAGAGCUAUGACCAGCUCCUCAUCUCAACAGGAUGCAGAGCAAAGGGUCUGGAUUUGCCCGGCAUGAAGUUGGACAACGUCAAGAUGUUGGAGACACCAGAGGACGCCCGCCAAAUCCAUGCAGCCUGUCUGGGCUGCAACGUCGUCCUCGUGGGAACCUCUUUCGUUGGCAUGGAAAUCGCAUCUUAUUUGCUAGACAAAGCCUCCAGCAUCACAGUGAUCGGCAGCAGCGAGCUGCCGUACCAGAACACGCUGGGCCGUGAAGUUGGCAGAUACACAAUGAAGAUGCUUUCAGAGAAAAAUGUGAAAUUCUACAUGAAUGAUAAUGUGACAGAGGUCAAAGGUGUGGAUGGCAAGGUGAAGGAGGUUGUGCUUAAAAGUGGAAAGGUUAUCCCCGCUGAUGUUUUGAUUGUUGGUAUUGGCAUCAAACCUAACUCAGAGUUUCUGCAGGGCAGCAAAAUACAGAUGGACUCAAAAAACUUUGUAACAGUCAACAAGUACAUGUGCACCAAUGUCCCUGGUGUGUUCUGUGGGGGCGACCUGGCCACCUUCCCCCUGGCGAUGGCCAAAAACCAGCUGGUCAACAUCGGACACUGGCAGAUGGCACAAGCACAUGGGAGGAUAGUAGCUCUGAACAUGCUGGACAAACCGACUGAACUCAACUCAGUUCCUUUCUACUGGACUGUCCUAUUGGGUACGACCAUCCGAUAUGCAGGCUAUGGAGAGGGAUACACUGACAUUGUAAUGAAAGGGAAGUUUGAGGACAGCAAGUUCCUGGCUUUCUACAUGAAGAAUGAUGAGGUCAUAGCAGCAGCUAGCCUAGACUACGACCCAGCAGUGUCUGCAGUAGCUGAGAGGUUAGCAACAGGAAAAGUCAUCACGAGGAAAGAGGCUGAAUCAGAUGACCUGAGCUGGUUGCAAUUGUCCUGAUCUACACUUUCCUCCACUCAUACGCUCAACACAUCAUCUGUACAGUGUCGAAGUGCAGCCAGCACGUCAUUCAUCCGUCUCGCCGUCACCACCGCUCUCACCAAGGACAAAGAGUUUGGAGACCUGGAUUAAAAUGUUUGAUUCAGAAGAGACAGACUUCACUGAUGGCGCAAUCCACAGUGAAGUUUGCAUUUACAGUGUUGAAGGAUUCAAACUGUGCGUCAAACAGUCAGUGCUCGUGUGAGGGGGGACUCCACCAUGCAAACAACAGAUACCUCAGAGGAUGACUUCUUUUUUAAUCUUAAUAUUGUUUAUUAUUUAAUUCGAUUUUUUUUAAUGGCUUAAUGUCUCUAGGGGUAUUCCAGUAACGGUCUAGAGACGUCACAUUUAAGAUGCCUCAGUAUGUUAUCUGCUGUUAAUAUUUUAAAAAUUCCCCCUGCUGCUGUGUACGUGGUCCGGUCAGUGAGUCGGAGGGGGGGAUUAUGAGAACAGAGGGGUAGCGUUCAGCUCUUUGAAGCAGAGGUGCUGAAAUAAGCAACGGUAACAAAACACACCGACAGGGAACAAUAGGCCUUUCGACAAACAGCACACAAAGGCAGCGUGGCAAAACCUUCACAAAAGAAAUGCUGUGUUUUCCUCUCGCUCUCCCCUCUGACUCUCUGCCAGUUUAUCACUGUCUUUACCUCACACCUCUCUUCCAACCUCCACAUUUACUCCUCGCUUCACUCUCAGCGCCCUUCCUGUCAACAACACGCCUCAGUUCCCUGCACCCAGGGUUCAACUGGUGCAGACUUUUCAAGGCCAGUACCAGUUAUGAUAUUUUAGCUUUUAAGGUGCCGGUGGCUUAUAUUUUGUACUGAUGUUGUAUCUAAAAGAUUUGGCCAAAUACGAUGAGAGUUCUUUUUUUGCAUAGGGAAAGUUGAACAGUCUUUAGAUCAUGGUCAGCAUUUAAAUUCAAAAUGCUUUACACCCAUCUUUCAUAAAAGGGGUGGGUGAUAGUGAUAACAUCUUCUACCACAAUGUAUAUUUUGGAUAAUCAAUUGAGAACUUCAACAAAAAGUUACAUUAAAAACAAUAUUUAUGUAGAUCCAGAUAAUAACAAUACUUAUAUAUCAUCACACAUCUUGAUUUAAUUUUUAAGGACACAGAUAAUUAAAGAUAGCCUUCCACUGUUGAGGCUAAUUGUAAAAUAAUUUCCAUCUUUCUGCUCAUCUGGCAGAAGGUAAAACAGACUGCCGUGAUAUUCCUGCAACCUCACAUCUCUGAAAGAACUGAAUUUACAGCAUUAUACUGUCAAGUGACAGCUUCAAAUUUAAAUCUAUCUACUCUGAAUCGUUACAGUAAGUAAUUUAGUAUUUUGUGAAUUCUCGAGGGAAAAAAAUAUAUAGCUUUGUUCUUCUAAGGAUUUUUAAGUGGAAGGCUCUUUAAAGAUCAAGAAGAAAAGUUACAAUGCUGAAUAUCAGUCCUCUUGUUAGUAACAGCUUUGUUAUCAAUGCAAAGUGAACCCUGGUGCCCAGGGAGAAAUGACAGGGAUGUACCUGUCAUUUAAACUUUUUGUCUUGUGUUUCACUUUGUUCCUGCAAUAAAAAAACUCAAGCACAA